This is a messenger RNA of Scomber scombrus (Atlantic mackerel), 3957 nucleotides long. RefSeq lists its product as uncharacterized. NCBI's taxonomy places the organism in Eukaryota, Metazoa, Chordata, Actinopteri, Scombriformes, Scombridae. Gene Ontology annotation, cellular component: transcription regulator complex; histone deacetylase complex. The transcript has 10 exons. Gene Ontology annotation, molecular function: transcription corepressor activity. Gene Ontology annotation, biological process: negative regulation of DNA-templated transcription; regulation of transcription by RNA polymerase II. The coding region runs from base 21 to 2900 and encodes 959 amino acids. The record is from RefSeq and is a predicted model, not a curated record.
CCCAGCAUGCCCUAGACACCAUGAAGCAGUAUGGAAGUAGAGGGGAAGAAUCCAUAACCUCCUUCGCGACUUCAAGCGCCUCCUCCGGGGGAAGGAGGGGGAGCAGUGCCGGCGACAGAGGCUUCCUAAACACGAGUGGAAGCGGUUUGGAUGGAGAUGGUAACCUAGGAGCCCAUCUUGACAGAGAAAGUGGUUUAGGCGACCAUUUUGCUGACACGUGGUAUGGCAGUAGCAAAAAAGAGGACGUUUGGGAUGAUGGGGAGAGUUGUGAAAGCACUGCAGACAGUUUUUAUAGUAAAGGUGGUUGCUACAGUAAUGCAAAUGAUGUUUUAUACACCAGGGAUUGUGGCAAUGAGGAUGGGGUCACUCGUAGAGUCAGAGCAAACUACAACAGUUAUUUACACGUUAGCUGUGAAGCCAAAGCUGAUACGGUUUACAUUAGGGAUGCUAAUGUUAGCCACUUUGCUAAACAAACUAGUUUAUAUAACAGAAGUGAUGGCAGUGUAGAUUACUGCAGAACAGAUUCAAGGGUGAGUGAUAGUUAUUUAGGAAGGGAGGAAGAUUAUGGGUCCAGCAGUGGCUCAGGUGAGGAUCAGCUUCAACCAGCAGAGAUGGAACAGGGACCCUGGCUCAAUUUCUCUCCCAUAAGUCAAACUGGGGAUGGUAGGUGGAGAGGAGGAUCAGACAUCCACACUUUGGCUUCCGGGUGCUUUCCACAGAGAUCGCCUAUAAGCCUCAACAGUGGUACAUACCCUCAGAAACUUGACUCCUUCUCUGAAGCUUUUCUGCAUAAGAAAAGAUUCCCUGUGAUUCCUAAUGCGGAUUCUUCUGGACACUUGUGUGACUUUGGAGUUGGGAAAGGAGAGAGCCCUGGACUGAUCAAGUCAAGGCACAGCUGUGCUUUUGAUUCAGACCCCUACUUGCAACCCUCUUCCACCUCACCAAUUCACCCGUCUUUCCCCUCUCCUCCCACAUCGUCUCAUCUUGUGUGUUCAGUUCUUAGUCCUCCCCCCACGCCUUUACCUCCUCCUUCCCAUUCUCCAUCGAAAAUGGACUCUCCCAGUGCGUUCGGAGGAACCGCACAUUCAGGCUCACAGGGGGGAGAGACACUUGGUGGGCUCCAGUUUUUCGCUUCCAGCCUUCAGCCACCUGUCCACUCUUCCAGGAUGAUAUGGAAGUUUCCACUGCUGUCACAUUGCUUUUCACAGUCAUCAGAUGACCCCAGCAGCAUCGAGGACAACCUAAGAUCAUCCCAUGGUAGUGACUAUGGCAACACCACAGCCUCGCAUGAUAUCCUUCAGUCCCCCGACACAGCGUUCCUCACUUCCUCAUCCCACCGGCCAUCUCUCCAACCAUCCAGAGCACUCUGUCCUUCCAACACCCCAUUCCUUCAUCCCUCCUUGCAGCUUCCCUCUCGCCCCUGUCACCUUUCAGGCCAACACAAUGAAGCGGCACAAAAUAACACUCCUCAUAUGGCGACCCAGAAAGCAAAGAAUGGACCAGUCAGUCUCAGCCAGUCACAGCUGCAGCCACAAUCUACUCCAGCCUACACUGGAACUCCAUUUCCCAGUAUCCUUUACUCCAGCAGGAGUCACAGGAGGAGUCACUACACUCCUCGCCCUCUCCUCAAUCCAGUCCGCAGGGGGACGGGGCUCUACUCCUCCCUGUUAUCUCUCCAUCACAGAGAGGAAGAGAAAGCUUGUGGAAAAGAGGAAGAGGAGUGUAGUGUGUUACCGCGGGUCAACGUGGGUCAUGAUUUCCAGGCAGAGCUUCCUCCGUGCUUUGUGGAAGGACAGCGGUCAAGGGUGUGGUCACCAAAAGAUGAAUCUCCCAGGGAACAGUUGCUGUGGAAACCAUCAAACGAGCUGGAGGAAAGCACCAAUUUACAAGACCAAGUGGGGAAGCUGUUGUUGAUGUGUAGUUCCAGCUGCUUACCAGGAGGGGGCAGUAACAUGGAGCUGGCUCUGCACUGUCUGCACUACUGCCAGGGAAACACAAUGGCCACACUGGAGAUGCUUCUGUUCUUACAGCCUUCAUCAACAGGAGACUACCACUACUCUGGUAGUGAUCUUUGGACGGACAAUGAAAAAAAUCUCUUCAAUGCAGCUCUGGUGACUAAUGGAAAAGACUUUUCAGCCAUACAGAAUAUGGUGAAGACUAAGACCGUGAGCCAGUGUGUUGAGUUUUACUACCUAAGCAAGAGGCUCCUCGACAAGCAGGCGAAACAGAAGGAGGAGGAGAGCAGAGUUAGAGAGACGGAGCAGCAGGAAAGUGCGACACCCAUCUGUCAGCCAGUAGACAGGCAGUUUGGACGAGAGGAGGCGGUUCCUGUUCCCUCAUUGGCCAGCUUCUUCCCCUGCAAACUGUGCGGCAAAAUGUUCUACAAAAUUAAAUCCCGCAACGCUCACAUGAAAAUCCACCGCCAGCCUCAGGAGGAUUGGACCGAUAGGCGGCUGCAGCACCAGCUCCUCACUCAGCGUCUGGCACUCAGUCAUGCCACCAACCUCAUGCCCACACCAGGCAGUAAUCUGCUGCCACCUCAGAGUCCAGCUCUGACCUUUCCCUCCUCUGGCCUCCCUGGAACUUCAAACAGCAACGCAGACAAUGUCCUCAGCACUGUAACCAGUAGCAACUCCAUCACUCCCAGCAAUUCCAGUGUCCUAGAUCCAAGCACGCCUGUAAUAUACAGCAACAUCGGCGCUCCAAACUCUCAUGUAAUGCCCAGCAUUAAUGCCGGUGACUCAAAUCAAAGAGAGCCCACCACUGUGUUACCCUUCCACCAGUCAUGGGGCUCAUUUGGACACAGCCCCGACCCUGCUGCCUUCUACUGCAACCCAGAAGGGAAGGAAGCUGCAGGAACCGAGCCAGGAGGGGGGAAAGAGCCAAUCAACUGGCAGUAGUGUUUAACUCUCCCAAAAGCAUUACCACCACUGAGGUCUGAGACUCUUCAAUGUUUAUUGAAUCUUUAAUUCAAACUCAUUUUGUAUUCAAACUUCAGUACUGGACAGUCUCCAGGUACUUUUUGCAAAUGUUUAUUUUUUUAAUGCAUCUCUUUGUAGUAAAUUGAGAACUUAAAUGUGUUACAUAUUUAAAUUUUUCUUAUGCAUUUGACAUAUGAAUUAAAUGUGUAACCCAAUGCUUGCUUUUGGUGUUUCUGAAUUCAGAACAGUUGACCUACAGUACAAAAGCUCAUGUACGCACACAUUUUUACCUCUUCGGUAUACUUGUCAGGAAGUGAUUGCUCUUGCCCCUUCCCCUAACCUUAAUCAUAUACCUUUCUAACUGUAACCAAAAUCAAUUCUUAACCCUCACGCACCCCUUUUCAAAAAUGUCCUCACUGUCGAGGUCUGAAACUCAAAAUGGUCCUCAUAAAGAUCCAUAAAGCAUCAUCUCCACACCACCACCACCACAUACACACAUCCACAAAGACAGACACACAGCUUGUUAAAAGGAUUUGAUAUAACACCAUAAUGGGCUAAUAUUGACCUUGGUAGACCAUCUCCUCUCUCACAGCUGUCAGAGUACUUGUAUGCCCAGAAUUGACGAGUUGAUGGUUAACUACAGUGAGUGUAUGUGCGUGACUGCGUCCUGGAAUAUGCUGGAAAAGAGCAUAAAGCAGUGGUUAUAUCUGUAUGUGUGAGUGGUAUAAUGGGAAAAAAAAGAAACACAUAAACAUAAAAGAUAAUGAUUUUAGGAUAACAACAGCAUUUCUCAAGGCGGUUCUUUUAUCCCAUAUCUUCAUAAGCACUACUAGCACUAUGCUAGUGAUAACAGUGUGUGUAUAUGGUAUGUAUAAGCAUAUAUAUUGAGCAAUGUGCCCUUCUAGGUAUCUUUAUUAGAUAAAUAUCAACCUCAUUUAUGUGCAUGCGUGUAUGUGUGUGCUUUAUUAUGUGAUUUUAUGCGUAUGUGUGCAUAUGUGUGCAUGUGAGCACAGGGACACAACAACAGGUGUCUAUG